AUGAUCGUGAGAUGGAGGCUGGCCUCGUUGUUCGUUUUUGCGCUGCCCAUCGUGUGUGGAAGCGUCGUCGGGACCCACGCAGCGGACGGUCCUGAAGAUCACGAGCUUGAGCUGCUAAAGGAAAUUUAUCGAAACAAUUUAUUGCAAGAUCUGCGCCACACGGAAAGCUCAGGGUCGACGGACGACGAUCUGGAGGCCAUAGUGGAACAGCGUGCGAGGCACUUUCUACAUGACAGACAGCAGCAGCACGGAAGGGCUCGCCGUCAGGCCAACGAUGCCGCCAUUGAGGCCGACACGGCGGAAGCACGCCAUCUGUAUCUGAAGGGCUUCCGUGAGCGGGGCCAAGUGCCGGUCAACUUUCCCGUCGACAUCUGCCUGCUGCGAAUGGGGAAAUCGAUUUUCGCGGCCGCCCUGCACCAGAGCGAAUCCAGUAACCGCACGAUGAACGCCACGGCGGUGUCAUUCUACCGGAGGGUGAAGGGCAAGUUCGAGAAGUACCUGGAGCACCAGACGGUCACGGCACGCCACUUUGACUGCAUUUCGAUAGGCCACCUGGGAUUCGUGGCCGUGGUCAACUAUCACGAUCACGAGCUGGAUGUGUUCGAGGAUGGAUCGCCCGUGUUCCAGGUGCACGAGGACGGCCGGACGGAGAUUGUGCAGACGUUCGGUCAACCGAAUCAGAACACGGUGCACAUGUGGGUACACGCGAAGUACGUCUAUCUGACGCACACGUAUAUCAAUCUGGACGAGAACCAGCAGACGGCCGCGCGGUGCCCGGUGUACCGGUGGACCGGUUACUAUUUCGACGUGAUCGACCACAUUCCGUGCUACAAUGCCGUGCACAUCGAGGCGUUCUCGAUCGACCAGCAAAUGUUCGUGGCGGUCGCGAAUCAGAUGUCCGCCGACCGGAAGGACACCUACUCCGUGAUCUUCCAGCUCAAUCCGGAAACGCUCAAGCUGAACCAGCACCAGCAGAUCUACAGCUACUCGGUGUCACACAUUGCGCACUUUUUUUUCGAGCAUCACGAUCACCGCGAUCACUUCCUCAUCACGGGCAACUCGCGGGUCGAUGCUGCCGGCACGGGCACGGAUUCAGGACCGGCAACACCGAGCGCUGAACUCGAGAGCAACUCGAUCGUGUACAAACUGGUUGAUGGGUACUUUGUGCCGUUUCAGAAUCUGGAGCUGACCGGCGUGAAGAUGUUCCUGCCCGUUGUGCACGCAAAUGGUGAGUUCCUGCUGCUCGUGCUGUGCACCGGCCAGCCCCUGCUCAUCUACGAGUACGACGGGUGGAAGCUGGUACCGUCGCGCAUCGACUACACGGGCGAGGCCUUCGCGGCCGGAGUGUCCAGGAUGCGCGUGUACCGCCACAUUGUGAACGCGAGCGUCAUUGCCAUCGCCAACAGCAAUCUGUUCGGAAUGUCGGUCAACCUGUUCACCCCGCAGUACGGCGUGGAGAACGAUUUGCAGCAGAUUUAUGCGCAUUUCAUCGAGUGGUGCGAACGGAUGCACGACCAGAUGUCGCAGGUUAAUCUGGAGGAGCUGUACAACCGUCUGAUGGCCCUCCCGGACGUUGCCUCCAAGGACUCCGCCGUGCGGACGAUCUCGAAGAACGUGGAGUUGCACAAUUCAACGGUAACAUCCCUGCGAGCGGCCACCAUCCAAACGGCGCAUCUGCUCAUUGACGACGCGCAGCUAGCGUACGUGGCCGAAGUGAACGAGUACGUGCAGCUGGUGAAGGAAAAGAUGGACCUGGCAGAGCAGACCAUCGGUGGCAGCGUACUGACGAACGAUACCGUUCACUGGAACGGUGAUCUGGCGGUGGGCGAACUGAUCGCACCGGCCGGCCAGAUGAAACGGCUCGACGUGAAGGUGCUAAACAAUGCGGCCCACAAGCAACGGCACACGGAGAACGUGGCCGACCAGGAACCACCAUCGAUUGACACCAUCGAAGUGGAUCGCUUGAUCGUCGAUCGUAUCGGUGAUGUGCGGUUCUGGAAUGGGCAUGCCGCCGAAAGUUUGCUGCUGACCGAUGACGAUCCCGCCCGCUGGAAGGAGCUUUCGGUGACGGCCAAAAAGGUAGUCGUCGGAGGCAACCUGUUCGUGAACAAGCUGAUCGAUGGGAUCUUUUUCCACCCGAGCAACGUGCUGCUACCGAGCGGCGAUCAAGUGUUUAGUGCGCGCAAUCUGCUGGUGCAGGAUCUGCGCGUGAAUCGGUUGACGAGCGGCAAACUGAAUUCGUCCGAUGCCGAAGCGGUGGCGCGCAUGAUGGACCAGUCACGGACCCUCCUGGCGAAAGCACGCGGUGCCGUGCCGGAUGCGUACGGUGGGAACGAUUUCGAUACGAUCGAUGUGGAUGAACUGACGCUGAAGGGACUGCUGAACAGCGUCGAUCCGCGCUACCUGACGGAGAAUGUGCUGCUGGCGGACGCGACCGGCGAGCACCAGCAAAUGGGUGGCAAAUUGGUGAUCGAGGAGCUCACGGUGGACAACGUGGAGCUGAGCGACGCGAAACUGUCCGGGGUCGAGUGGGAUAAAGUGGCCCGCACGACCGGCGAACAGCAGAUCCUGCAGGAUCUACAGUUCACUCAGCCGCUCGCGGUCGACAGUUUGUACGUGCGCGAUCGCCUCAAUCACAUUCCGAUGGUGGACGGUAAGCUGCAGGUGCUGCUGCUGGCCAGCAAUGGAACGCAAACUGUCACGGGCACCAAAACGUUCGACCACGUGACGCUGCUGAAUCCGAUCGAGCUGCAGGGAAAGAUAAACGGGGACGGGUUGAACAAAAUGAACCCCAUCGUGACGAUCGAGCAGGAUCUGGUGCUGGACGGUGAUUAUACGAUCCACGGAAACGUGUCGUUCAGUGGGCCACUGGUGGCGCACAACAUUUACGGCCAGGGCGGGCAAAACAGCGUGCAGCGGCUAGCGGAGCGGGCCGUGCGCUUGAACGGUGCACCCGGGCCACAGCAGACGAUCAAGUUCCUGCAACCGGUGUUCGUGGAGAAUCUGCACGUCGAUCGCAUCAACGAGCUGGCCAUGGAGGAUCUGGUGCUGCAGAAUGCCGACGAAAUGCAGUACCUUACGGGACGCAAGACAUUUGUCGGCGAUCUCGCGAUCGACGGUGUGGCCGAUGCGAACGAAAUCAACAAGGUAGAUCUGAACCAGCUGAAUCGGACGAUCUUUCGCCGGGACGGUGGCGGCGAACAGACGAUCGAGGGUAGCAUCCAUUUCGCCCGCAUCGUGGCACCGGUAGUGAAUGCCAAACACAUUACCCUCGGUGGUAAACCGAUCGAUCGGUUGCUGCGGCUGGACGUACCACAAAACAUUAGCGCCCCGGUUCGGUUUGAAAACUGUUCCGUUUACGUUAGCGGCGCGGUCACCACGCAGCACCUGCAACCGGACAAUACGUCCACCGUGUACGGGUACGAUCUAGACUAUCUGUUCCGGGACACACUCGGGCCCGGCGAUGAAGCUACCGUCGUCCCGACGGUGGUGGUGCAGGGAACCAAAAGCUUCCGCAACGUGUCCAUCGGCCAACUGGUGCUGCUGCCGGGCUCAACGUUCAACGGUGUGCCUUUGGAGAAUCUGGAGCAUAUCCUCGCUGCGGGUGAUAACCGGACGAUCGUCAAGCAAGGACCGUACGGUUUCACGAAUGAAAUCGUGGCCAAUCAGCUUCUGUUCGAGGGCACCCUGAACGGGAUUCCGAAGGAGGCUUUCUGUCGGGCGUGGCUUAUGUACUCGGGUAACCAGACUUUCACGGUGGGCCAGACGUUCGACAGGCUAGCGGUCGAGCAGCUGCACGUGUCGGGCACCGUGAACGGGGUCCGGUUGGAGCACGUGCUGGAAAACGCGUACCGAACGGAUCGGGAAGAGUACGUUGAGCAGGCCAUCUUUCAUGGGGGCAUCAUUUCGUACGAACCGUCCACCGUCGGUGGACUAGUUUCGGGGUUGAAUCUGUCCAGCGAUGUGCUGCUGAAACAAAGCUCCGAAAUACAAACGCUGGCCAGUGUGCAAGUGAUGGGCACGCUACAGGUGAAGGGUCAACUGCACAUUCUGAACCACCUGAAUGGGAUUCACUUUCCUAAAAUGAUGGAAUUUUUUGGCCCCAAACCGGACGACGGAGUCGCGGCGGAGAGCACCAACAUCGAGGUGCACGGGAACGUGCACUUUGAGCACGCACCGACCGUUAUUCACUUGAAUGGCCACAAUGUACAGAAACUGUUCGGUGAAGUGUGGCUGCCGCACCGGCCAACGGUGCUCACGGGAAGGUACCGCUUUGAAAAUGUCGAGUUUUUCAACGCCAUACACACCAAUGACCAACCGAUCAAUCAUCUGCACUGGGCCGAGGUGGAGGCACGUUGUUUGAGUGGUAAGCGGCCACAAAACAUUACUGCACCGUUGGUGUUUGAGAACGAUGUCGUGCUCGGCGCCGCAGCAACCAUCCGGGACGUGGAUCUGAAGGGCCUGUUGAAGAGCACCAGCAAGUCUCCGGGAAUAGAUGUCCAGGAGUACGAAAAGUACGUGUUCCGGUACCACGAAGAUCAGGAAAUAAGUGGUAAUUGGUUCUUCCACGACGCGGACAUACAAGGUCGAAUGGACUUUCAGUAUCUGAACGGGCUCAGCAUCGAAACGGAUCUGCUGCGUACCGAUGUUCCGGUGAACAAUGUGACCGCCACCAAACACUUUCGCGAGCUGCACGUGGACAGGAUUGUCUGUGCGGCGCCCUGCACGCUCCAGGACGUGGAUAUGGACGAGUGGUUCGCGAAUGCACUCAGGUUGAAGGGCAACCAAACCAUCGAAGGAACGCUGCGCAUCGAGGACGGAGUGUUUACGGGUGGCGUAGAGGUGCUGGGGCUGGUCAAUGGGGUACCGUUCGAUGCGGACCACCUGCUGCUGAAAUCGGCCCCGCAGAACGUGAACGGUACGCUCACGCUGAUAACGAAGUUCCCGAGCGAGAACAGGAUUUAUCCGCUGCUCUUCGAAUCGUUACACGCGUCGCAGAUCAACGGGAAGAAUGUGUCACGGUUUCUGGCGAAUGUGGCCCGUAAUGAUCAGAGUCCGGUUACGAUUAACACGCCGGUGACGCUGGUGCAACCGGUGGAAGCGGAGGAAACACUGUUUGAGGGAGACCUACUGUUCGGCGUGAACGUAACGGAGCUGAUCGAGGACACUUCGUACAAGGCGAGUGUUAGUGAGCUUACCUCGCAGGUUCGAUCGUUGAACAGCGUCAACGAGAAGCUGGUGGAAAAUAUCUACGACGAGAGUCCAGUAUUUAGUCACUUUGAUCGACUGAAAACACUGGCAGUGAAAGCGGUCCGCAUGCUGGUGCUGACCGUGCUGCUCCACGAGCCCGUGGAGCUACUGGUGGUGCAGUGUGUCGAACCCGCUGCUAUAAACUUUUACCACUGGUCCUCGAACCCGGCCCAACCGUUUACGGUGGCCAAAAAUUUCCAACCCAUCGUGGUUCGCGACAGGGCGAUCGUUAACAUGAAACGUGUCCGGCUAGGAUCGCGGCAGCAUCUGUUCGUGGAGUUUUACGAGCACGAUCGUAGCGCCUUCACGCAACAAAUACUCGACACCCGGGAUGUGUCCGCGGGCGUGGGUCAGUUUGUGCCACUGUACGUGAUGAACAGUACCCGGUCCCGGGAUAUCGUGUGGCUGCGCUUGGUCAAGCUCGAUUGCAUCGUGAUGUACUCGAAGGGCAAGAUCGGUUUCGAAGUGCGGUGCGUGAGGGAAGAAAAUCUGAUGCACAUACUGGACGUGCGGCAGAUCGACGAAACUCUGGCCCCGGUGCAGAUGGUAGCGCUGGAGAACCACGUGAUUAUUCUGGACAAUAGUGAUCGCGUGCAAGUGUGGCGUAGUACGGCGAAAUUCUAUCUUAAGCAUCACCAAACCAUUACGGCUUCCCAUCCGUCGUACCUUAGCGUGGCGCGGUACGAAAAUCAGCUUCUACUUGCCAUCAAUUCAGAGCACACCCCGAAUACGGCCCACCACGGAUCGAUAGAGAUAUGGCGGAAGACGUUGUCGGCGAACGGAACAUUCGCGCAGCAUCAGCUCAUCUUGACCAAGCUACCGAAGCAGCUGAAAUUUUCGGUGCUUCCAACGAAAGAACUGCUGCUGUACACGCUGACCGAGAACUGGUUGCACCCGCUGGUGGUGUACCGGUACGAAGGGGUUACCGGGUUCCGUGAGGUGCUGACGAGUAACACCAUCCGCCAACAGGCGGUUCGCUUAUCGGUGCUCAAGUUCCGGGCCGCCCGGAAAGAGAUUGUCGCCAUCGUUGGGCCGCAGUCGGCGGACUUUGUCGAUGUUGUGUUUGUGUAA
Messenger RNA from Anopheles bellator, 6321 nucleotides. RefSeq lists its product as uncharacterized. Bases 1 to 6321 code for a protein of 2106 amino acids. The record is from RefSeq and is a predicted model, not a curated record. Lineage: Eukaryota; Metazoa; Arthropoda; Insecta; Diptera; Culicidae. The transcript is spliced from 8 exons. Gene Ontology annotation, biological process: signal transduction.